CUGCUGCAGACGCCUCCCCGUGUGUCCUGCCCUCCUCCAGCCUCGGCCAGCACUCGGAGCCUCGCACCACAGCCAGACCUCCGGCUCCCUUGCCAUGAAGGGCCCCCUGCUCGGAGCCAUGUUCUCCCGGCACGUCAAGCGGCACCCCGGACUCGUUCCCCUCAUUGGCUUCAUCAGUGUCGGACUGGGCAGCGCUGUGCUGUACUUGCUCAGGCUGGCCCUGUACAGCCCGGACAUCAGCUGGGACCGAAAAAAUAACCCCGAACCCUGGAAUAAGCUGGGCCCCACGGACCAGUAUAAAUUCAUGGCAGUUUCCACCGACUACAAGAGCCUCAAGAAGGACCGGCCCAGCUUCUGAGCUGCUGCUGCCAGCCCCCCCCCAGCACCACAACUGCCCCAGCAGCAGGCUGGACCCCUGCACCAAGCCCCCUCACUCCAGGCCCCCGUCCUGCCCUGCAGCAGCUGCUGCUUGCACCACCUCUCCCGCCAGCCCCAUCUGCAUCAAACACGUAGACCGGUAAUAAAUAAAUCACUGAGGGGAGUGAGGAGGACGGCUCGUGGCUUUCCAGGCCCAUCAGCGCAGCAGUCCAACACCCCACGCCCUGCGAGGGCCGGGGGCUCGCAUCCCACUGGAAGCUGCGGUUCCCAGCCCUGACCCCUCAGCGCCGCACUUCCGCUCUCCCACGCUCCAGGGGUGCCCCCGGAGCUCCCCCACGAGGGUCCUGGCCCACGGGGAGGCCACAGGAAGCCAGAUCUGGAGAG
This is a messenger RNA of Oxyura jamaicensis (ruddy duck), 762 nucleotides long. It is a transcript of the gene COXFA4L2, whose product is annotated as NDUFA4 mitochondrial complex associated like 2. The record is from RefSeq and is a predicted model, not a curated record. The transcript has 4 exons. NCBI's taxonomy places the organism in Eukaryota, Metazoa, Chordata, Aves, Anseriformes, Anatidae. Bases 95 to 358 code for a protein of 87 amino acids.